Messenger RNA from Hyalella azteca, 1790 nucleotides. Its product is annotated as probable H/ACA ribonucleoprotein complex subunit 1. NCBI's taxonomy places the organism in Eukaryota, Metazoa, Arthropoda, Malacostraca, Amphipoda, Hyalellidae. The transcript has 3 exons. The coding region runs from base 47 to 997 and encodes 316 amino acids. The record is from RefSeq and is a predicted model, not a curated record.
GAGCGAAGGAGAUAAGAAGUGUUGUGCUGCUCCGGAACGCCUCGUCAUGCAUCGUCUUGCAAUCGUGGUGCUGCUGAUCGCAGCCACCAGGGGGGCUCCUGAUGGGGGCUACACCGCCCCCCAUGGCGGGGGUGGCGGGGGAUUUAGUGGAGGUGGUGGAGGUGGAUUCAGCGGUGGUGGGGGACAUCUUGGUGGUGGCGGUGGAUUAAUCAGUGGAGGUGGUGGGGGAUUCAUUGGCGGUGGCGGUGGAGGCUACGGGGCAGGUGGAGGCGGCGGUGGCGGUGGGUUAAUCAGUGGUGGUGGCGGUGGGGGGUUCAUUGGUGGUGGUGGCGGUGGCGGUGGAUUGGACUUCGGUGAUGGCUGCAGUGGCGGGCAGGUUCGCCGCCAUGAUGGAUCUUGCGUUACGCCCCAGGUGACGCGCAACAUUUACCUGUACGCCGCGCCCCCGGCCCCCCCAGCCCCCCUCGGCCCGCCCCCCAACCUACCAGACCCCAAAGUCCACUACAACUUCGUAUUCGUGCGCGCCCCCCAGACCCACGGGGGGUCUCGCCCCCUGGUUGUGCCGCCCCCGCGCCAGAAGACCCUGGUCUACGUGCUGACCAAGAGACCCAGCGCCCUCAACCAGGAGGUCAUAGAGGUGCCCACGCAGCCCACGCAGCCCGAGGUCUAUUUCGUUAAUUACGGACCGGGCGAGAACCCGGACCUGCCCGGGGGCAUCAGCCUCCAGCAGGCGCUCAGCCAGUCCGUCCAGCAGCCCCAGGUCAUCGACGGGGGUACUGGGGGGGCUGGGGGUGCUGGCUUUGGAGGGGGAGGAGCUGGAUUCGGGGUCGGGGGUGCGGUAGGUGCUGGAUAUGGGGGCGGAGGUGGCGCUGGAUUUGGUGGAGGAGGGGCAGGAUUCGGGGGAGGAGGGGCUGGAUUCGGAGGAACAGUUGGUGGAUUUGGAGGAGCCAAAGGUGGAGGAGGUGGAAGUCUCGGUGGACGCUACGCUGCCCCAUAAGUUUCUCCUGAUUGAAGGAUUUUGCAGUGAACUCUCCUUCUGAUUCUUUAAAGUCCUUCUUCCUCGAAAAGUCCGCGAGAUACACACGAAAAAACACGCGAAUUUCCUAAUAAUAUAUUUCUUCUAAUUAAUAAUCUAAUAAUUCUUAUAGUAAUCUAAUCUAAUAUCAAAGUCUUCGUUGAAGUUUCAGGUUAUGCUAGAGGUAAAAUUAUCAUCGGGACUGUGCACCAAAUUUGUACAUCUUGAUUAAUUAAAGUCCGUAAACUUAAAUAGGAAAAUGAAAUAUCCAUCUAUGCUUUUACAAGGAAAUAGGAUAAUCGAAGGUAGAUUUAAUCCGUACUAUUUCUUGACAUCCUUUAUAGUCCUGCGAGGACUCUCCCGGUUCUCUUCUAGAACCGUUGACCAGAACCCAACCUUCCAGAACCGUUGAUCAGAACCCAACCUUCCAGAACCGUUGAUCAGAACCCAACCUUCCAGAACCAUUGGCUUCUUCAAUGCAUGAUUGCCUUCUGCUUCGAAAAUUUUGUGAUUUCAUUAUAUUAAGAUAUAAAUCAAUAAAGAUAUUGUGGUAUUAAGAUAUUAAAAUAAAUAAAGCUUAGGUGAAGUCAUUAUCAAAACGUAUAUUUGAAACCUAUUAUUAUUAUUUAUCUAUUGUACGUAUAUAUUUAUGAGUUUAAAUUGAUGGUGAUCACCUCGCAUUCAAUGUACGAAGUGAAUGUCAAAUGUCACCCAGUGAAUGAAGAGUUCAUUUUUUAUUAGGGUUUUGAAUGGAAAUUUUGUGAAUGUGAAAGAA